Rubroshorea leprosula is the source of this 1124-nucleotide messenger RNA. The record is from the annotation of a GenBank genome assembly. NCBI's taxonomy places the organism in Eukaryota, Viridiplantae, Streptophyta, Magnoliopsida, Malvales, Dipterocarpaceae.
CCUUGUGACAGUAUUAUAUUGCUUGCUUGUUAUUAGAUUAUGUUUCCUACAUUCUUCUGUUAUUACAGCGAGCUACUGGCAAUUUAUGUAUGUGGUGUUUGCAGAUGAAAAGAUAUGGUGGAAGUAAUUUGGUAAUUGGGUUUUGUGUUGCAACUGCGAUACUUGUUUUGGCUGUAAGGGCAUAUGUGGUAAGAAAGUCAAAGCACGCCAAUCCUGGCUCUGUGGCUGAUCUUGUAAGGCGUGGCCAUCUAAGAUCCGAUAGAAGAGGCAUAUCAAGACCUCUUAAGUAUGAUGACCCCUUUAAUAAUCCACUGGUGAAAAGCAAAGGAAAUUCAACUGUAGAGAUGUGUGGGAAGGUUUAUCGCCUGGCUCCUAUUACUCUUACUCAAGAGCAACAAGCUAUCCAUCAGAAAAGGAGGUCAAGAGCAUACCAGUGGAAGAGACCAACAGUUUUCCUUAAAGAAGGGGACUCAGUCCCUCCAGAUGUUGACCCUGACACAAUCAGGUGGAUUCCUGCAAAUCAUCCUUUUGCAACCACUGUUAGUGACAUUGAUGAGGACUUGGCACAAAACAAUGUUUAUCAAAAGCAUGGUGUUCCAUUCCGUAUUCAGGCCGAGCAUGAGGCACUGCAAAGAAAGCUGGAAGCACUACAGAAUGAUGAAAACUCAGAAAUCCAAUUAUUGAUGGUAGAAAUGCUAAAGAUUUCCAGAAACCAUUCAAGUUAUAUUCCAAGUCAAAUGACCCUCAGCAAGACAGCCCAGCUAAUAAUCAGGUUGCUGACUUUAAGCCUCCCAAACCAGAGCACGACCAACAUUCUUCUCAAAGCACUUUAUCUUCGGAGGAAAUGCAGAAACCUUGAGGUACAUAUGGCUGCUGCCUACUGUUGGUAUUAUCUUCGAUUUUCAAAUACUAUAUAUCUCUAGUAAAUUCCAUCGUAUUUUCAAUGUGCUCAAAAUUCCUGUGAAAUUACUUUCAAUCGACCUUUUUAGGCCCAAUCCCCAAUGACAUUUGUAAAAGACAGGAAAUCUUGUAAAAUAAAGUUGCCAUGUUUGAUGUUGGAUUCAGUCUGACCCCUCAUGCUUCAUCUUGUGACAAUUAGAAAAAACUAAAUGGUGUUGCUAUGA